Messenger RNA from Eucalyptus grandis, 1535 nucleotides. Its product is annotated as heptahelical transmembrane protein 1. Gene Ontology annotation, biological process: response to hormone. The record is from RefSeq and is a predicted model, not a curated record. The transcript has 2 exons. Gene Ontology annotation, molecular function: signaling receptor activity. The coding region runs from base 495 to 1262 and encodes 255 amino acids. Gene Ontology annotation, cellular component: membrane. NCBI's taxonomy places the organism in Eukaryota, Viridiplantae, Streptophyta, Magnoliopsida, Myrtales, Myrtaceae.
UUAAGAUGGAUGGCAAUGGUCACCUGUGAUUUGUUACCAUGAUGGAUCAAAGUAUUAGUAGAAAUUUCUGUUCCUUUCAAACAGAAAUUAAAGAUCCAAUCCAUUGGAAAAUCUCUUCUCUGCUCCUGGUAAUACAACAUGGAUUCAGUUCACUCUCAAUGGAUAAUUGUUUUCCACAGUGUGUGUCAAGAAAAAGUUCACACGUGGUGCAGCUCAUAAUACGCUAUUGCAGAAUGCUUUGAAAGUUGAUUGCUGCUAAGAUUUUCUGAACCAAAUCAUAGUGGUACAUAGCUUUUAUAGUAAAGAGGAGUACACUGGUUGUCAAAUUGAAUUUGAAAGUAUCGGCUUGAGCAAGCUAGGUAGUUAUUCAGUUAGUGCUCUGCCCAUUCACUUUCACCAUUUUGGCCUGCUCUCUCCCUCCAGCAGACAGGAUUGAACCAUUUUCUAUAAAUUGUGAUCUGAAGAUUAGACUCCGACUAGUAUUUCCAUAGAUUAUGCAAUGGCUUGAUAUGCAAAUCCACUUGUGCAGGUCAAACUCUACCAGUGCAGGAACUAAUAUAUCUUAUUCAAAGGAAUUGCUUUUGGGCACAAAUUCUUUGGUGAACUUGAGUCAGAUAACAGAAGAAGAAAUGAAGGUUGGUUCACCUGCGGCGGCGACACGGUGGCCAUUCUUCGUCUUCUUAGGCGGAUCCAUGUUCUGCCUCCUCUCGAGCAGCAUUUGCCACCUUUUCUCAUGCCACUCACGCUGCUUGAACAUCCAGCUGCUGCGGAUGGACUAUGUGGGUAUCACGGUCAUGAUCAUCACCUCAUUUUUCCCCCCAAUCUACUACAUUUUCCAGUGCGAGCCCCAUUGGCAACUGAUCUACCUUGGUGGAAUAACGGCGAUGGGGAUGUUCACUGUCAUGACACUGCUAACCCCUUCUCUUUCUUCUGGGAAAUUCCGGGCAUUUCGGGCAAUGCUCUUCUCGUCCAUGGGGUUUUUUGGUAUCGUACCUGCAAUCCAUGGCUGCAUUGUGAAUUGGAGCAAUCCCCACCGCUCAAUCACGCUUGCUUAUGAGUCGGCCAUGGCGCUAUCUUUUACAGGAACUUUGUUUUAUGUUAGCAGGAUUCCUGAGAGGCUAAAACCGGGUUGGUUCGACCUUGCUGGUCACAGCCAUCAGAUAUUUCACGUCUUUGUGAUCAUGGGUGCCUUGGCUCAUUAUGGCGCUACUUUGUUGCUCUUACAGUGGCGAGAUAGAGUUGGGUGCAAUGGAACUGUGUAACGAUACUAGAAUUUGUCAAAAUUCGAUUCAUUUUGAUUGAAGAGAGUGUGAGCUAUUAUUUGCUCGGGGUUCGUGAUAUUACGUUGUUAGUGUGUGUACACCCCAAAUCAAGAAGCCUCAAGGAGAGUUGGCGCUCCAUGACAGAGGAGAUGCCUCCAUUUAUAAAGAAGUGGAAUGCUCAUUGUAUUUGUUAUAUACUUCUCAUUAUCCGUGGAUAAUUUGAUUUUACAAUGUGAUCAUAUGCGGGUAAUAAUCUUUUCUGGUUUCAUGUUA